Molecule: messenger RNA, 1213 nt
Organism: Pantherophis guttatus
Lineage: Eukaryota; Metazoa; Chordata; Lepidosauria; Squamata; Colubridae
Biological process (GO): regulation of transcription by RNA polymerase II; embryo development
Cellular component (GO): nucleus
Molecular function (GO): DNA-binding transcription factor activity, RNA polymerase II-specific; RNA polymerase II transcription regulatory region sequence-specific DNA binding
Source: RefSeq, a predicted model, not a curated record
UUUGAGGAGGUAGCUGUCCAUUUCACAAAAACAGAAUGGACUCUGUUAGGCCCGAAAGAAAGAGAGCUGUACAGGGACGUCAUGUUGAAGACCUACGAGAAUAUGGCGUUCGUGGGACUUUCUUCUUCAAAGCCAGAUCUAAUCUCCUGUUUACAGCAAGGGAAAAUCCUAUUGGAAUCCGAUCAACAAAGAGAGUUCCCUUUUCCAUCCUGCACAGGACCUGAGCAAGUGAGUGAGAAUGAAGAGACAUCCAUGCAGUCCAUUCAGUUUUGGCCAGGAGACAGGAGGCAGCAAAGAAAACAUAGGAGGAAGCAAAAGGAAGAAAAGUCCAUUCCGAGCAAGAAAAGUCAAAUCCAAGGGAAUAAGAGUCUGAAGGACUCUUCUGCUUCCAACGUGUCUAACAAGAGAUCCGACAAAUGUUCAAUCUGUGACAAAACCUUCUCCACUAAUGCUUAUCUUCCCAUUCAUAUGCGCUGCCAUACAGGAGAGAGGCCUUACAGAUGCUCAGAGUGCGGGAAGAGUUUCGCUUGCUCUUCAAACCUAUUUUCUCAUAGGAAAAGCCACACUCAAGAGAAACCCUAUUCAUGCUCAGAGUGUGGGAAAUGUUUUAUACGGAACUCAAACCUUCAAACGCACCAACGCACCCACACCGGGGAGAAACCCUAUGCAUGUACUUAUUGUGGGAAGAAGUUCAAGACCAGAAGACAAGUGAACAGACAUGAAAGAAUCCACCGAGACGAGAGACCCUUCACUUGCUCAGAAUGUGGAAGCAGUUUUCGUACUGAAGGAAAUCAUCAGAGACACAAGAAAACUCACGGGGGAGAGAAAUUACAUCGAUGUUCAGAUUGUGGAAAAAAUUUCCGCAGUGAUUCAUAUCUGAAGCUGCACCAAAGGAUCCAUACUGGCGAGAGACCUUAUCACUGUUCAUUCUGCAGUAAAAAAUUUACCUUCAGUUCAGUUCUUGCGAUGCAUAAGAAAAUCCACACUGGAGAAAAACGUUAUAAAUGUCAAGAAUGUGGUAAAGCUUUCAGGAGAAAAUUCUCCCUUGAUAAACACAUGGAACGGUAUAAACAUUAAUGCUCAGAUGGUGGGAAAAAUGUUUGGCCAACUUGCACACCUACAGCUGCAUAAAAGGAAAACAUACUGGUGAAAAACCAUUCGAAUGCUUGCAUUGUUUAAAAAGUUUUGAUUGUAGAUCUUUGCUAAUGAUUCA